Messenger RNA from Phoenix dactylifera (date palm), 390 nucleotides. Lineage: Eukaryota; Viridiplantae; Streptophyta; Magnoliopsida; Arecales; Arecaceae. The record is from RefSeq and is a predicted model, not a curated record.
AUGUGUAGGAGUUCCAGCGCUGAGUGGAGCGCAAAGCAGCUCUUCGACGACCUUGAGGUGUUGGCGUCCUCGACCUACGAGCUCCAGCGGAAGCUGGUCCAGGCCGCACUCGCCGCCGACUUGUCCGGCGGGGUUACCUCCUUCUCCAUGGUCUCCCACUGUUCCACCGUCUUCCUGGUGAUAAUUGGUGGAGGUGGUGGUGGGGCAUUCAUUGGUGCUUCAGCUGCAGGUGCUGCAGCAGCUGGUUUUGUUGCUGAUGGUGCUGCUCCCGGGGCACCUCCUGCUGAGGAGGAAGAGAAAGUAGAGAGUUCCGAUGAGGACUGGGGAUUGUCGCCCUUUGAUAAGAUUUCUGUCAUCUCUCAAGAGAACAAUAUGAGCUUGUGGUUUUAG